AUGUACGCAUCUCGGUCAGUCUGUUCAAGAUGCUCAUCUCAAUUGCGGUCGACUCCGGCUCCAGCCUCGGCCAAGCGGCUUGGGGCUGCAGUCUCUUAUUCCACUGCACCCGAUGCCUGGUCACCAGCGUCUGCUGCUCAAAGACCAAACAACACAAGAAGGGAUUCAAGAACACAGUAUCCAGGUCAAAGAAAGGGCGUCAACGCUUUCAAUGAAACGAGGCAACCAGACGAGGACCCUGCAUUGGCCCUCUUCAAAGAGGUUGUGUGCCCCAGGGAGGAGAAUGAUACCCCCCCAGGCAAGACUUAUGUCAGAACUUCUGUCACUACGCCUCCGCCUACUCUCAAUGAGCUCGAAAUUACGGAAUCAAUCAAAAACAUCAUGUCAGGGGGGCUGCCCGUGGAGAAAAUGUACCGGGUUUUUCAGCAUGAGAUCUGGCCAAGCAUCCGGGCACUUGAAGGCCACAUCCCCAAACCAGUUUACUCGGCCGCACUUCAACUUCUCGCCAAACAACGCGAAUAUAUGUUGCAGGAAGGUGACUAUCAUGGCAGUGUCGACGUAGCAGAGAAAUACAAGGCCCUCGGAAAUUUCGACCCCAGCAUCAGGAACGAUCUCAUCAUAAACAUAUGUUGCAGGGCCAUACUGGUAAAAAACGGCUCAAAAGAACGUUCCGAAAUAAGAGGGGAGAUCUUCAAUUUGUGGAGACAUGUUUCUCAACUCAAGCGGCCCAGCGAAUUCGGCAAGAUGCUACGGUUCGCGCUGCCUUCUGAGGCAGAAGUCAUGAGGGAUACUGAGUACAUCAGGACUGAUGGGUCGAUGUCCCAGGGGGCACAAGCAACUCGUGCGUUGGCCUCUAUAUUCCUCCAACUUCCACCUCCACAGGCACAAGAAAUCAUUCCUGCGCUUUUGGCUACUAUAUCUUUCGCUUCCGAUAAAAGACACGCAGGUGCUUCAUAUAGCAUAAAGCUGUCGCCUUUGUUCCUUCUUGUCAAACCUGUGUUGUCAAAGUACAAAAUGACGAAAGCUGAUGUCAAGGAUGCAUUCUCAAAGCCUUCUGCUAUCCCUCCUGCAAGGUUCGCAGAGCUUAAGGAAUAUGUUGUCGAGCAGUGGCCAGCAGCACUCGGAAUGAUCAAGGAAGCCCGGCAGGCGACUAAUAAAUUUCACCACGAUCCUGAGGCGCAGAGAUAUCUCAUCAACUUCCACAAACAGCUAAAAACGGCCUACAAAGCGCGCGAUCCAGGCGGUGUAGGCUCCAUCUGGCACUCAAUGACAGCCAAGCUACAAGAAAACCCGGCUUUCAAAGCCGAGCUAGCCGAGGACCCUGCUUUUCUCGACUUUUGGGUGUUUGUGUGGUGUGCGGUCCGUCGGCCGGCUCGAGUCCAGGAGACCGUCAACUUGAUGAAGUUACUCAAGCUCGAACCCACAAUCAGAACGUACACGAGCAUGAUGCACGGGUGGAAGAUGUGCAAGGACAUUGCCAAGAUUGAAAUGCUAUGGGAUCAACUCGUCAAGUCGGGUACGAAGCUAGACAGCGUCAUCUGGACUGAACGUGUGUCGGCUCUUAUUGAGCUCGGACACCACCAAAAGGGCCUCGAGGCACUCUCGGAACUGCUAGACAACUGGCGUCAGGCAGUCAAGAAGGGAACUCAGGAUCAGGCUGUGGAGCCCAGCAUCGAGACUGUCAACGCUGCCUUCAAGGGCUUGCUACAUGCAGAUCCCAAGGCGGCGCACGAGCUGCUAGCCUGGGCUGGAAAGCAAGGUAUUGAACCCAAUACCCGUACCUACAACAUUCUCAUCCGUGAGACCAUCCGUAUGGGUCUUCAUGACGAGAUCCACCAGCUUCUGCGUUCCAUGCAGGCGCAUAACAUUGAGCCUGAUUCUGCGACUUUCACCAUUCUUCUCGAAACGGUUAUUGGCAGCAUGCACGAUGCCAGCGCUGAGGAACAGGUCAGGGCCAUCAAGUCUGUCUUUAGCGACAUCGAGCAAGCUGGCCUCAAACCCAAUCUCGAGACAUACGGCAAGAUGCUUUACGCCCUCGACGGUCUCCCCAACUGCUCUGACGAUGUUAUUGCCGCACUGCAGAAGCACAUGCGCGAAAGUGGUUUUGGUUCCUAUCUCACUCCACACAUGAUCACCAUCCUCAUUGAGCGCGCCCUUCGUCAUGACCCUCCUGACAUGAACAAGAUUCGCUCUUUGCUCGAGAAGAACAACCUCAAGACAGUCUCCAGCGGUGACCAAACACUCUGGGAGCGAGUUAUGACUGCCUAUGCCAUCAGCGGCGAUAUCAAGGAAGCCAUGUAUGUCUUUGACAACCUCGCUGCCUCUGGUCGCCCUGUCACCUCGCUGCCGUGUCUUACUGAGCUGAUCCAGGCCCUCCUCGAGCGUGGAGACAGAGCGGCUGCCCAGAGGGUUGUGAAUAUCGUAGUCGAGUACAAGCUUAACAACAAAGAUGACAAGGCUGCGAACCAAAGAUACUGGAAGCAUCACUUCUGGUACAUGGCUCAGCAUAAUGGUCUGGUGGAUGGUCAGAAGCUGAGACAGUAUGCUCGUGGGUAG
Molecule: messenger RNA, 2556 nt
Organism: Fusarium pseudograminearum CS3096
Lineage: Eukaryota; Fungi; Ascomycota; Sordariomycetes; Hypocreales; Nectriaceae
Exons: 1
Coding region: 1-2556 (851 amino acids)
Biological process (GO): mRNA processing
Molecular function (GO): protein binding
Source: RefSeq, a predicted model, not a curated record